GGUAUUUAUUUCCGGCUAACCUGGCCAAAGCAAAAGGGGCACACUGAACCGUAGAGCCACCACUCCCAAUUCCAGAGUAGGAAAUCUCGAUGGCAAGGCAAACAACUUCGUUCGGCUAACAAAACCCGGCUAAAUUCGAGCGUGAACGAGAGCAAAGUCGACAUUUUUCGGACAUCAGAGUGAACCCGAGUGGUACCGAUUCCGAAAGCUGCGAGUGGGGACAGGCAAAGACCCCGGCCACAAUUAACAUAUUCCUGGAGUCCAUCAGCCAGCUGGCGGCCCUGGCGACCACAAGCGGCAUCAUGCAGCUGCUGCUAUCGUCCAUUUGCAUGGCGCUGACCAGCGCGGUGAUCGGGAAUGCCUACUACCAAAAGCAGCAGUUUUAUCCGGCGGUGGUCUACAUAACCAAGUCGAAUGCCUCCAUGGCGGUCAUUUACAUACAGUUUUUCGUAAUUGUCUUCAUGUUUGGCAAGCUGCUCCGCAAGAUCUUCCUGGGCACGCUGCGCGCCGCCGAGUUCGAGCAUCUACUGGAGCGCUUCUGGUACGCACUCACGGAGACCUGCUUGGCCUUUACGGUUUUCCGGGACGACUUCAAUCCGCGCUUCGUGGCCCUGUUCACAGUGCUGUUAUUCCUGAAAUCAUUCCAUUGGCUGGCCGAGGAGCGGGUGGACUUUAUGGAGCGUUCGCCCGUGCUCGGCUGGCUGUUCCACAUUCGCGUGGGCAGUUUGCUUACCUUGCUGGGCAUCCUGGACUACGUAUUGCUGAUCCACGCCUACAACUCGACCCUGGUGCGUGGACCCACCGUGCAGCUGGUCUUCGGCUUCGAGUACGCCAUCCUUCUGACUGUAAUCGCCAGCACAGCUAUCAAGUACGUGCUGCACGCUGCCGAGAUGCGCACAGACACGCCUUGGGAGAACAAGGCGGUGUUCCUCCUCUACACUGAGCUGGUUAUCGGGCUCAUCAAGGUGGUGCUCUACAUCUUGUUCGUGGUUAUCAUGGCCAAAAUCUACGCGCUGCCCAUGUUCGUUUUCCGGCCCAUGUUCUUCACCAUACGAAACUUCCGCAAGGCACUGAACGACGUGAUCAUGUCCAGGCGGGCCAUCCGUAACAUGAACACCCUGUAUCCGGACGCCACGCCUGAGGAGCUGCGCCAAUCAGACAAUAUCUGCAUUAUCUGCCGCGAGGACAUGAUCAACCACUCGAAGAAGCUGCCUUGCGGCCACAUCUUCCACACCACGUGCCUGCGCUCGUGGUUCCAACGCCAGCAGACCUGUCCUACCUGCCGCCUGAACAUUCUGCGGACCCCUGCCGUGAUAUCCACAGCGAUGCCGAGAGCAGGCGAUGAGGCUGCCGCCGCUGCUGCUGGGAAUGCCGCCCCGGAUGCAGCUGGUGCCCAACCAGCCGGAGGUCUACCUGUUCCAGCUCCAGCUGCCGGAGUCGAUGGCAACCAGGCUCGCGCUAACGGCCCGCUGCUCGCAGGUCAAGCUCUGCCGCCUAGCUUUGCAGAUCUUUUUGGCGAUGCUAACGGAUUGCCAAAUCUGGCUAGACUUUCGGUGCCUCCACCGCCGGUCAUGCCCAUGCUGUCGCCUUUUAUGAUGCCGCCGCAGUUUGGUUACUUCUCGCCCAUGCCGCCGCCACCUAUUCCGCUGGACCUGACCAAGUUCACCGACGAGGAGCUACGUGCCAUGGAGGGACACCAGCGGGAGCAGAUUGAGCAACGUCUGAAGUUGCUGCAAAACAUAAACCUUAUGCUGGACUCGGCGGGGAUAAUGAUGUCCCAGUACCAGACUUUGGCCUCGCGCUUGCAGCUCACUGCAGUGCCGCCAGCAUCCGCGGCAGCUCCAAGCGUUGAAGGAGCUGCAGGAUCAGGCGUGUACGACAAGCCCAGUACCUCGGCCACGGCUAUGGCGCAGCUGGAAGCUCACCAAGUGACUCCCACGGCAACAGCCCCAGUGGCUCCUCCACUGCCUGCAGAGAAGGUAACCAUUGAGGAUCUGGGCGCGGAUGCAGACGAAGACGACGUGCCUUCUACGGCCACGGAGGCGGUCAGUCUGCCCAACUCUGAUGCCGACUUCGAAGAGAACUCCUCGGAGUUGGGCGAGCUGAGGAAACGCCGCUUGAAGUUCCUGGAGGAACGCAACAGGUUCGCAAAUGAACACACGCAAGCGGAAUAGACGCCCUGAAAACUGAAGACUCCACUCCAUAUAACGGCAGAGAAUUCCCUCAUCCCACAAAAACCAUAAACUGAACGUACUUGCGUUUAUCACAUUUUCUAUUCUCUUGGCUGGUAUUGAUUUUGUUUAUACUCCGCUCCUCAUCCGCUGCACCCUGUCCUUGACUUAUGUUCUUUUCUACGGCUUGCGAUAUGGGGAAUAUUAUGAUGAUGACGACAAAGACGACUACGAUGCGCCCAAGGUUCACACACUGAAGCACGACCUCUAGAAAAGCGGCGAGUGGAACGAAGGAUCUGAACCAAGAGCGGCAUCCAAAUUCAAUAUGUAGCAAUAUGUAUUGUGUAAAAACUAUUUUAGAGAUGGGAAACUGAUGAUUUGUAUUUAAUAUUACUAUAUGUGUAUAAUUAAUGUGAAAUAUAAUUAAAACGAAAAGAACGAUGA
Drosophila rhopaloa is the source of this 2615-nucleotide messenger RNA. It is a transcript of the gene sip3, whose product is annotated as E3 ubiquitin-protein ligase HRD1. The transcript has 7 exons. The record is from RefSeq and is a predicted model, not a curated record. Gene Ontology annotation, cellular component: cytoplasm. Bases 303 to 2174 code for a protein of 623 amino acids. NCBI's taxonomy places the organism in Eukaryota, Metazoa, Arthropoda, Insecta, Diptera, Drosophilidae.